GAUGAUGUCGAUGAACAGCAAGCAGCCGCAUUUUGCCAUGCAUCCUACCCUACCUGAGCACAAGUACCCCUCGCUGCACUCCAGCUCGGAAGCGAUCCGGAGAGCGUGUCUGCCAACGCCGCCGUUGCAGAGCAACCUCUUCGCCAGCCUCGAUGAGACGCUGCUGGCUCGGGCCGAGGCUUUGGCCGCCGUCGACAUCGCCGUGUCGCAGGGCAAGAGCCACCCCUUCAAACCGGACGCCACGUAUCACACCAUGAACAGCGUCCCCUGCACCUCCACCUCCACCGUGCCCCUGGCGCACCACCACCACCAUCACCACCAUCACCACCAGGCGCUGGAGCCCGGCGACCUCCUGGAGCACAUCACCUCGCCCUCCCUGGCGCUCAUGCCCGGCGGCGCCGGCGGAGGAGGCGGCGGCGGCGGCCACGACGGGGCGGGCGGCGGAGGCGGCGGGGGAGGCGGCGGAGGGGGCGGCGGCGGAGGGGGCGGCGGAGGCGGCGGCCUCAUCUCCAGCUCGGCGCACCCGCACCCGCACAUGCACGGCCUGGGCCACCUCUCGCACCCGGCCGCCAUGAACAUGCCGUCGGGGCUGCCGCACCCGGGGCUGGUGGCCGCGCACCACGGCGCGGCGGGGCAGGUGGCCUCGGCGGCGGCCGUGGUGGGAGCGGCGGGGCUGGCCUCCAUCUGCGACUCGGACACGGACCCGCGGGAGCUGGAGGCCUUCGCCGAGCGCUUCAAGCAGCGCCGCAUCAAGCUGGGGGUGACUCAGGCCGACGUGGGCUCGGCGCUGGCCAACCUGAAGAUCCCGGGCGUGGGCUCGCUCAGCCAGAGCACCAUCUGCCGCUUCGAGUCGCUGACGCUGUCGCACAACAACAUGAUCGCCCUCAAGCCCAUCCUGCAGGCCUGGCUGGAGGAGGCCGAGGGGGCCCAGCGGGAAAAAAUGAACAAGCCCGAGCUCUUCAACGGGGGCGAGAAGAAGCGCAAGCGGACUUCCAUCGCCGCCCCGGAGAAGCGCUCCCUGGAGGCGUACUUCGCCGUCCAGCCCCGGCCCUCCUCCGAGAAGAUCGCUGCCAUUGCCGAGAAAUUGGACCUCAAAAAGAACGUGGUGCGGGUUUGGUUUUGCAACCAGAGACAGAAGCAGAAACGGAUGAAAUUUUCCGCCACCUAUUAGGGGGAGGGGUCGAGGGAGGGCGCGGGGGGACCGAGGGACGGUGCCGGAGUGACUGCGGGGA
Messenger RNA from Phasianus colchicus (ring-necked pheasant), 1232 nucleotides. RefSeq names its product POU class 4 homeobox 1 (gene POU4F1). Gene Ontology annotation, biological process: regulation of transcription by RNA polymerase II. The record is from RefSeq and is a predicted model, not a curated record. Lineage: Eukaryota; Metazoa; Chordata; Aves; Galliformes; Phasianidae. Gene Ontology annotation, molecular function: DNA-binding transcription factor activity, RNA polymerase II-specific; RNA polymerase II cis-regulatory region sequence-specific DNA binding.